Molecule: messenger RNA, 3186 nt
Organism: Centruroides sculpturatus (bark scorpion)
Lineage: Eukaryota; Metazoa; Arthropoda; Arachnida; Scorpiones; Buthidae
Product: RING finger protein 150-like
Exons: 6
Coding region: 83-1582 (499 amino acids)
Source: RefSeq, a predicted model, not a curated record
CUGAUGGCGCCAGCAUCGCCGGCAAAGAAAAACACAAUGAUCAGCUGAUUGAAGUUUAGAUGGAAAUUCGGUUCACACGUGGAUGGAUGGAGGAAGUAAGAAUUUAGAUAAAGACAAGCGUAUUAUGCCUCAUUCGAUAAUAUUAGACGAUGGUGAAACGCCAGAGCGUAACCUGUGCGCGAAUAUCGAUUUCGUCGGCUCUAGGAUAGAUAGGAAUCGCCAAGUAGCCAUGAAGAUAAAGGAUGUAUCGUCUUUGCUAUACGCUCUCCUUCUUAGCACGAUCCUAGAUAGAUUUUUCGUAUGUGUGGCUUCCGAAUUCACUUAUGGUUACGAAACCGAUGACUAUACCUUAGCUUUUAUUAAUAUAACAUAUACCGAUAGUAGAACUGGGAGAACAUUCAGCGAAGAAGAAGAAAUAGGAAAGUAUAGUGUUGGAAAAGUGGAUUCCGUUAGUGGAAUUGUUGUACAUGUUUCUAGUAAUAAUCACACUACACACGACGGUUGUUAUCCUUUAGACACAGACAAUAUCCCUCACGAACCGUGGAUUGCUCUCCUGAAGCAUGGACAGUGUCAAGACAGCACAAAGAUUCGCCAUGUGGCAUUGACAAAUGCAUCUGCAGCUGUUGUUUAUAGUGAUAAAACUGAUUCUAAGUUGAUAAAGAUGUAUCCUAAAGUAUUUAAUUUGGUGUCUAUAUUCACAACUAAAGAAAAAGGAGAGAAAAUAGCUAACUUAGUAGACAAUGGGACUCGAGUGAUGAUGUACAUAUCAGUCGGAACUCAUAACACCUUUCGAUACGCCAACAUCAACCGAACAUCUGUUCUCUUCGUUUCAGUCUCUUUUAUCAUUUUAAUGCUCAUUUCACUCGCAUGGCUGAUAUUUUACUACAUUCAGCGAUUUCGAUAUAUCCAUACCAAAGAUUUAUUAGCUAGAAGAUUAUGCAAUGCAGCUAGAAGAGCAUUGGAUAAAAUUCCAACAAAAACAUUAAGACAAGAUGAUAAGGAUUCUGGAGAAUUUGAAAACUGCUGCGCUGUCUGUAUAGAAUCAUUUAAAGUGGGAGAAGUCGUCAGAACUCUUCCUUGCACCCAUACUUUUCAUAAAUUGUGUAUUGAUCCAUGGCUCCUGGAGCAACGUUCUUGUCCGAUGUGUAAAAUGGACAUUUUAAAAUAUUUUGGCUUACUGUUUUCUGGUAGCAGAGAGAGUGUCUAUAACUUAGAUAUUCUGGAACCACGAAGCCAGUCCAGAGCAAUAGGGGAGAGAGAUCUCAUCAGAGUGCCAAUUUAUCAUUCGACUUCGUCGUCGUCUUCGUCUCCGUCAGCUCAGGGCAGAAAUGCCGCAAACAAUUCUCCUUUUUCUAUCAAUCAUUCUGUAGCUAUAGUAGAUAACAUACUGAUCAAUCCAGCAUGUUCCUCGACUGCGGUCUCUAGCAAUUCGCCCAUCUCUUCCCUUCACUGGAAUGAAGACACAGACACAGAGCUCUUUCCUGUCCAAGACGACGCAUCUUGGAUAAAAUCCCAAAAGUAUCACGAUCAGCCUGUGCAGCAGCCUUCGGGCACGACAUUAUUUUUGAACCAACAAAUGUAAUACAAUGUCAUAAAGUAUUUUAAAAGUAAGAAUUAAUCAUUCUCGUUAACAAGUAGUCAAAAAAAAAGAAAAAAUACACAAACCAAAUUACGGUCCGAAAAAAAAAAAAAAAAAGAAAUCGUUCCAUAUUCCUGUGAUGUUUUUAUUUAAUUACAAUUUAUACAUCUUCCUCUUAAAUCUUUUACUUCUAUUAAUUUGUAAAUAUUUUUAAGUAUCCAAAUUUAAGAUUAUUUGUACAGAUACCUUGUUAUUUAGUAAUUAGCACAUAAUUCAGUUUUAAAUUAAAAUGAAAAUGUGUACCACAUACAAUAUAUUCAUUUAAUCUUUCCAUAAAAAUUGAACAUAACAUCUGCAGCAGAAAUUAAGUUUGUGGUGUUUGAAACAUUUUAUAGAUGAAGAAUACAUAAAUUUAAGAAAUUUUAAAGCUCAACAACAAUAAAAAUUGUAUGUAAUUUUCAAAAAAAUCAUGCAUAUUAAACAUGAACUAUUUUUUCAUAUUAUGUGGUACAAAGUACUAUAAGUUAAAUAAAAGGUCAUAGAAAGAAAAUUGGAUCCUCUUAACGUCUUCAGACUUCAAGAUGAUCCGAUAAAUAAAAGUUAUUGGGAAUUUGUAUUAAAAUUUUAUUGAUGUAUAUUUUACAAUUAAACAUAUUCAUGUCAUUUUGUGGAUAAAAUGAAGGUUUAGGUUGCCAGGCUGACGGCAACUUCCCACAUUUAAACACUAUUGUGUCGGGGUUUUAAUUUUAUAGGAAGUAACGGAAUUUCAAUUAUUUUAUUAUUCUGAAAGAGCCAGGUGUAAGAACAAGUUUGCCUUAACUAUGUAAAUGAAUAAGCAGUAUUUCACCACGAGUUUCGUUACCUUUUCCGGAGCGGGAAAUUCGAAACAAAGAUUCCCCCGCGGAUGCGGUCGCUGCCACAUCCAAUACAUAUUCCCAUGUGAUAUUUUGUAAAAACUCUUCAUGUACGUAAUUUUAAACAAGAUCUGUUUGAUAACAAAAAUAAAAAUUAACAAGGUAUAGAUUUAAUCCAGAAAAAAGAAAUUAAAUAAAUGUAUGUUAAACUUCUAUUUAAAUACAAUAUGCAAAGUAAGUUAAGGCAUUUAUAAGUUGUGUUUAUAAAAGAAAAUAUGGCAUAGUUUCUGCAGAAAUGAAAAUAUCAAAAAAGAAGUAUUUUUAAAAAAAGGUAGAUUUUAAUAAAAUUCCAUUUUACUAUACGUGCCAUAACUCAAUGAGAAAAAAUUAUAUAUAUAUAUAAAAUUGGUGUUUAAAAGCAAUAGAUGUUGUGAUGUAUAUAUGGUUAUUAUUAAGAUUUAUAAUGAAAAAUAACAGUAAAAUUUCUAUUAUUCAAUCUCAUUAUUCUUUAAAAAAAAAUUAUUUUAAUUCCAGUCAAAUCUUGGAAGAAUUAUUUUUCCCAUCUAUGCCAACCAAAUCUGUUUUAAAGAGGAAAAAAAAAAAAUUGUCAUAAUCAGUGGAACUUUUGUAAAUUUUUUUUAAAAAAAUAAAAAAGAAAAUAUCUGAAUUAGGUGAUUCAUAUUCUGUGUACAGUAUUAUGUAUAUUGUAAAAUGUUUUAUGUGCUUAUUAAAAAGAAUCUUUUUUUUUUCUUA